UCAUUCUCAGUUGUCAGAUGGUUCUUAUAAAAAUACUAUAGCAUUUCUGCGGAACGAAAUUAAUUUUUUAAUUUAUUAUAAAUUUUGAUAGACCGUUUCAAAUAUGAAUGCUCUUUUCAGUACAACUAGAGGAACGCUGAAUAUAUCGUCGCAAUUGUUUAUUCGUCACGCAUCUAAGAAAACCGGUGGUAGCACGAGAAAUCCAUCAGAUCACGGGCGACCCAAACACCGUGGCUGGAAAGUACAGGAUGGCCAUUACGUUUCCGCCGGAACCAUUCUUGCAACACAACGAACACCGCGCUUUCAUCCAGGCUUGAAUGUGGGAUUCGGUAAAAAUGGAACCAUAUUUGCUCUUGAACAUGGAAAGGUAUACGUGACAUGUGAAAAAUUGGACCCGAACUGGGACCAUACCUGGAUACAGCGCAUCUAUGCCGGUCGUGAAAAUCAAACCAUUUACAAAAAGUUUUUCAAUGUAGUGCCCGUGGAACAACAUAAUCGAUUUAAGCUGAUAGAAGAAUCAUGAAAAAUUAGAUUAUGUAGAUUUAUGUAGAUAAAUAUGCAUAUUAGAUCAGAUCAAA
Wyeomyia smithii (pitcher-plant mosquito) is the source of this 578-nucleotide messenger RNA. RefSeq names its product 39S ribosomal protein L27, mitochondrial (gene mRpL27). Gene Ontology annotation, cellular component: ribosome; mitochondrial large ribosomal subunit. Gene Ontology annotation, molecular function: structural constituent of ribosome. Bases 104 to 523 code for a protein of 139 amino acids. Gene Ontology annotation, biological process: translation. The transcript is spliced from 3 exons. NCBI's taxonomy places the organism in Eukaryota, Metazoa, Arthropoda, Insecta, Diptera, Culicidae. The record is from RefSeq and is a predicted model, not a curated record.